This is a messenger RNA of Trichosurus vulpecula (common brushtail), 3892 nucleotides long. It is a transcript of the gene GRIA1, whose product is annotated as glutamate ionotropic receptor AMPA type subunit 1. The transcript is spliced from 14 exons. Gene Ontology annotation, cellular component: plasma membrane; dendritic spine; postsynaptic membrane. Bases 61 to 2484 code for a protein of 807 amino acids. Gene Ontology annotation, molecular function: AMPA glutamate receptor activity; transmitter-gated monoatomic ion channel activity involved in regulation of postsynaptic membrane potential. Gene Ontology annotation, biological process: monoatomic ion transport; synaptic transmission, glutamatergic; modulation of chemical synaptic transmission. NCBI's taxonomy places the organism in Eukaryota, Metazoa, Chordata, Mammalia, Diprotodontia, Phalangeridae. The record is from RefSeq and is a predicted model, not a curated record.
UCCCAGUUCUCCAAGGGUGUCUACGCCAUCUUUGGAUUUUACGAGAGGAAGACAGUCAACAUGCUCACCUCCUUCUGUGGGGCCCUCCACGUCUGCUUCAUCACGCCCAGCUUCCCUGUUGACACAUCCAAUCAGUUUGUUCUCCAGCUGCGCCCUGAGCUGCAGGAUGCCCUCAUCAGCAUCAUCGACCACUAUGACUGGCAGAAAUUUGUGUACAUUUAUGAUGCCGAUCGGGGGUUGUCAGUCCUACAGAAAGUCCUUGACACUGCUGCUGAGAAGAACUGGCAAGUGACAGCUGUCAACAUCUUGACAACGACGGAGGAGGGCUAUCGGAUGCUCUUUCAAGACCUGGGGAAAAAGAAGGACCGGCUGGUGGUAGUGGACUGUGAAUCAGAGCGUCUGAAUGCCAUCCUGGGCCAGAUUAUAAAAAUGGAAAAGAAUGGGAUUGGCUACCACUACAUCCUGGCAAACCUGGGUUUCAUGGACAUGGAUCUGGCUAAGUUUAAGGAGAGUGGUGCCAAUGUGACUGGUUUCCAGUUGGUAAACUACACUGACACCAUCCCGGCCAAGAUAUUACAGCAGUGGAAAAACAAUGACGUCCGUGAUCACACCCGCGUUGACUGGAAGAAGCCGAAAUAUACCUCGGCACUGACAUAUGAUGGCGUUAGGGUGAUGGCGGAGGCCUUCCAGAGCUUGAGGAAGCAACGUAUUGAUAUCUCCCGCAGGGGGAAUGCUGGGGACUGCUUGGCCAAUCCAGCUGUGCCCUGGGGCCAAGGGAUUGACAUCCAGAGGGCUCUACAGCAGGUACGAUUUGAAGGCUUGACUGGAAACGUACAAUUUAAUGAGAAAGGGCGACGGACCAACUACACCCUCCAUGUGAUCGAAAUGAAACACGAUGGUAUUCGGAAGAUUGGUUACUGGAAUGAAGAUGACAAGUUUGUCCCUGCAGCCACUGAUGCCCAGGCUGGUGGAGAUAACUCCAGCGUCCAGAACAGAACAUAUAUUGUCACAACCAUCCUAGAAGAUCCUUAUGUGAUGCUAAAAAAGAAUGCCAACCAGUUUGAAGGCAAUGACCGCUAUGAGGGCUACUGUGUAGAGCUAGCAGCUGAGAUUGCCAAACAUGUAGGUUACUCUUAUCGGCUGGAGAUAGUGAGCGAUGGAAAGUAUGGUGCCCGAGACCCUGACACGAAGGCCUGGAAUGGCAUGGUUGGGGAACUGGUCUAUGGGAGAGCAGAUGUGGCUGUGGCUCCCUUGACUAUCACAUUGGUCCGGGAGGAAGUCAUCGACUUUUCUAAGCCUUUCAUGAGUUUGGGUAUCUCCAUCAUGAUCAAGAAGCCCCAGAAGUCCAAGCCAGGGGUUUUCUCCUUCCUGGAUCCCCUAGCCUAUGAAAUUUGGAUGUGUAUAGUGUUUGCUUACAUUGGCGUGAGCGUUGUGCUCUUUCUGGUCAGUCGCUUCAGCCCCUAUGAGUGGCACAGUGAAGAAUUUGAGGAAGGACGUGACCCAGCAACCAGUGACCAGUCCAAUGAGUUUGGGAUCUUCAACAGCCUCUGGUUCUCUCUGGGAGCCUUCAUGCAGCAAGGCUGUGACAUUUCACCCAGGUCUCUCUCUGGCCGAAUUGUCGGUGGCGUCUGGUGGUUCUUCACUUUGAUCAUCAUCUCCUCCUACACGGCUAACCUGGCAGCUUUCCUGACUGUGGAGAGGAUGGUAUCUCCUAUCGAAAGUGCUGAAGACCUGGCUAAACAAACUGAGAUUGCUUAUGGGACCUUGGAGGCAGGAUCAACUAAAGAAUUCUUUAGGAGGUCAAAGAUUGCUGUUUUUGAGAAGAUGUGGACGUAUAUGAAGUCAGCUGAGCCCUCUGUUUUUGUGAGAACCACGGAGGAGGGCAUGAUCCGGGUGAGGAAGUCCAAAGGCAAGUACGCCUACCUCCUCGAGUCUACGAUGAAUGAAUACAUUGAACAGCGGAAGCCCUGUGACACCAUGAAGGUGGGAGGUAACUUGGAUUCUAAAGGCUACGGCAUUGCGACACCCAAGGGGUCAGCUCUGAGAGGUCCCGUAAACCUAGCGGUUUUGAAACUCAGUGAGCAAGGCGUCUUAGACAAGCUGAAAAGCAAAUGGUGGUACGAUAAAGGGGAGUGUGGAAGCAAGGACUACGGAAGUAAGGAUAAAACAAGUGCUCUGAGCCUCAGCAAUGUGGCCGGGGUGUUCUACAUUCUGAUCGGAGGCCUCGGACUGGCCAUGCUGGUUGCCUUAAUCGAGUUUUGCUACAAGUCUCGUAGUGAAUCCAAGCGGAUGAAGGGUUUCUGUUUGAUCCCGCAGCAAUCCAUCAACGAAGCCAUACGGACAGCGACCCUGCCCCGGAACAGUGGGGCAGGAGGCAGUGGAGAGAAUGGCCGUGUCGUCAGCCACGACUUCCCCAAAUCCAUGCAAGCAAUUCCGUGCAUGAGCCACAGCUCGGGGAUGCCCUUGGGAGCCACAGGAUUGUAACAGGAGAUGAUUGAGUCCCCAGGGGAGCAGGGCUGGUCUCCCUAAGCCCCAUCCCAAACCCUUCAGUGCCAAAAAAAAUAUUGAAAAGCAACCAUCACCAGUCACCAUGACCAUAGCAGGACAAUUCGACGGUCUUUCCUGAGGAACUAAGAAUCCAGUUUCCUUUCUUUUUCCCCUUCUUUUUUUGCUUCUGUUAUCAUUGCUCUCUGAAGGAACCCAGUAUAGAGGAUGAAUAACUGCAUUGUACUGCAAUAAGCAAAAAAGUAACUGGAUUUAACAGACUCACAAACUCUGAAAAUGGAGUCACUAAUGAGGAGAUUGCACCACUUUGUUUUAACUUGGUCAUUAAUAUGUCUGAGUAUGUGCAAUAUUAUUUUUUCCUUACUAAUCUCCAUGGUUUGCAGGUUCAGUUUGCCCUUCUCCUCACCCCCCAACCCUCCUUGUUUCAGGCUUGAUUGGAAUCGGUAUGACCAAGCCGGAGUUUCCAGCAAGUCAAAGGAAACAUCCAAGCUAACACCAUGGGGGAGGAUUUAGAGUUGCCCUUCAUUCAUUCCAUGGCCCCUAGGCCAUCCGUUGCUUUAGCUGUGGCCCAGGACUUGGUAUAGAACUGUGCAUAGUUGGGGAGAGUGGUCAGCAUUCUCCCCAAAAAGAAGGGCAGAGGUCACUAAGGCACUGACUUAGUCUGGAAAUGAUACAAGGAAAAGAGAAAAAAAAAAGGUGGGCAAGUAGCACUGUGAGAUGAGGGAUCCUUCCAGAAGGCUCCCCUUUGGGGAGCAUAGGGAACGAUGACUUUGAAUUUGUAAGAGCCAGUCAGUCAGAUUAAUGUGGGAAGUUAGGUUCUGUACAGGGCCUGGCUCAGCCCUGAAAACUGUGCAUGUCUGAGUUCAAAGAACUUCUGGCCACUGAAGGGAGAUAAGUCUGCCAGGAGAAGCUGAGACUUGAGAGUAGUGAAUGAACCAGGUAGGGAGGGAGUUUAGCAAAAAGUCUUCUCUACCUUACCUGACAGUUGGCUGGGGUCUCCAAAACUGGGAGAACAGUUUCUUCUGCCCUGUGCCUCUGACAGGACAGGGAAAUGAUGGGCAGGGAAUUGCAGAAGCUCAUAGGCAAAAGAAAAUCAGAGGAGUGUUGUGGCUAAGGGAGCCUAGAGCACUGGAGACCAUGAAUCCUUACUAUUAUUCUAGAACAAGGCACAGAGGGGGCAUCCCAUCCAAGUGUCUCAAGCCUAGCACAAGGUACUAAGUGUGAACCUUGGGUUUUAGAACCCAAGUAACUUAUUUUUACUUAGAUCUAAAAACAAAAUAAAAAAAUGUUUGAACAAGUAGCCAGCCUGGCAAGCUAAGUGUUUCCUUUUUUUCUCAAUUUCAGAAGGUGUGAUGCCUGAGGGUGAAUUAUUUUUAAGGAAGUUGGA